UGCACACUCCACAAUGUGUUUAUUUUAAUCAUCCAUUGUGAUAAGGCUCUUUGCCUUGUAAUGAACUCCACCUCCACUGAACAAUCACAAUCCUAGUUUUCUUGAAAUUCUUUGUAAUGGGCUGGAAGAAACCGUAUUGCAAACCUCGUUAUGCCUCUUCUAAUUCUCACAAGCUCUAUUACUGCAGAACUUCUUUAACUAUUUUAACGUUAGCUCUAUUGUUUGGGUCAGCUGUUUACGUUUUCACGCCCGAAACUCGCUUCUGGGAACCUGGAUUCUUGCAUCAUGAAGCAAGGUACAGAGGGGAUUUGCGUGACUUAAACUCCCCCUGGAAUAAGCUCUGUUUUGGACCGACGUCUGAGAAGCUGAAGAUCGCCGUUUUCUCCAAGUCAUGGCCUACCGGUCCGUCCCCCGGCGGGAUGGAACGUCAUGCUUCGACUUUGUAUUCGGCCCUGGCUAGUAGGGGGCACAAAAUCCAUGUUUUUACAGCGCCUUCAGAUAGGCAGCAACGUAGUGAAGUGAAAGAAGGCAAUCUCAGUGUGCAUUUUGCAGCAAAUGAUCAUGGAUCAGUGAACUUUUCUCUGGCGUAUGAGAUGUUCCUGCAGGAGAACGGUAGUGGAGAUUUCGACUACGUGCACACUGAGAGUGUGUCGUUGCCUUACUGGCGGGCGAAAAUGCUGCCUAAGGUUGCUGUAACGUGGCAUGGGAUAUGGUAUGAGAUCAUGCACUCAAAGCUGUUCCAGGAGCUUCUUGCCAACCCGAAUGGCCUGUUUCCGGGGCCAACAACUGAGCUUCAAGAAGCAAUGCCCCGUCUUCUUGACGAAAUCAGGUUCUUCUCGAGUUAUUCACAGCAUAUAUGCAUCAGCAACAGCGCUGGUGAGGUGCUGAGGAACAUAUAUCAGCUGCCUCAGAGAAAUGUUCAUGUGAUACUCAAUGGGGUUGAUGAGAAAAAUUUUGUGUUUGAUCCUGAGGCAGGGUUGAGGUUUAGGAAAAAGCACGGCGUUCCGUCAAACGUCAGCUUAGUGAUGGGAGUUGCGGGCCGGCUGGUUAGGGACAAAGGCCAUCCGCUGCUAUACGAGGCAUUUUCCUCGAUAGCAAAGCAACAUCCGGGGGUUUUUCUACUUGUGGCUGGAUCCGGGCCGUGGAGUAAAAGGUACUCGGAGUUGGGGCCAAAUGUGAGGGUAUUAGGUGCACUGGAACCAUAUGAGUUGUCUGAUUUCUACAAUGCUCUUGAUUUGUUUAUAAAUCCAACUUUGAGGCCUCAGGGGCUUGAUCUUACGUUAAUCGAAGCUAUGCAUUGUGGGAAGCCGGUCUUGACGACAAAUUUCCCAAGCAUAACUGGGACUGUGGUUCUCAGUGGAGAAUAUGGAUACACAUUUUCCCCAAAUGUGGGAUCCUUAGUAGAAGCCCUGAAUUUGGCCAUAAGAGAUGGGUUGAAAUCUUUGCAAGAAAAGGGUAUGUUCUGUCGAAAACAUGUGCUUUCGAUGUUUACAGCGUCUAAGAUGGCAUUGGCCUAUGAGAGAUUCUUCCUCUGCAUGAAGAACAGCAAAUACUGCCAGUACCCUCUUCCCACAGACUGUUAAGACAGAAAAAUACCUGAUCUUUUCUGAUAUAUUUAUGCUUCACAUACAUUAUUUAGUACUGGAUGUUUGGGCUUCAUAGUCAGGGGAACUAUCACAAGAAACACAUUAGUACUGUUUUAAACAGUAAAAUUCCAGCUGAUUCUUGCAAUGGAGUAUUAUUACCAAACAGUUU
This is a messenger RNA of Sesamum indicum (sesame), 1755 nucleotides long. Its product is annotated as UDP-Glycosyltransferase superfamily protein. The record is from RefSeq and is a predicted model, not a curated record. Lineage: Eukaryota; Viridiplantae; Streptophyta; Magnoliopsida; Lamiales; Pedaliaceae. Gene Ontology annotation, molecular function: glycosyltransferase activity.